AGAUGCGAUUGAAACCCGUUUAGUGGGCUGGGCAACUUUGACGUAGUAUAAAAGGCCGCUGGCCAUUGUCUCACUUCAAGUAGCUGCUCUAAAAUGCUGAAAUACACUCUUAUCUUUGCCCUGCUGGUGGUUUUGGCCAGCUGCAGUGAGGAGGACUUUCAGGCACAGCUCCUCAAGUCGGAGAACCGCCAAAACCUGGACGGAGCUGGGCAGUUCCAGUACGAAGCCUCUGUUAGCAAUGGCAUCCAGAUCAAAGCUCAAGGCAAUGUGAACGGCAUACAGGGCGAAUACUUUCUUCCCGGCGAAGAUGGCAAGCAGAUCCGGGUGACAUACAUCGCAGAUUCAACCGGCUUUCAUCCGAAGGUCGAGGAGUGAUCGCGUGAACUUGACUAUAUAAUAUAUAUAUUUAAAAAAUG
This is a messenger RNA of Drosophila suzukii, 416 nucleotides long. RefSeq names its product Cuticular protein 60D (gene Cpr60D). Gene Ontology annotation, cellular component: chitin-based extracellular matrix. Gene Ontology annotation, molecular function: structural constituent of chitin-based larval cuticle. The record is from RefSeq and is a predicted model, not a curated record. NCBI's taxonomy places the organism in Eukaryota, Metazoa, Arthropoda, Insecta, Diptera, Drosophilidae.